Tilletiaria anomala UBC 951 is the source of this 1355-nucleotide messenger RNA. Its product is annotated as Utp11-domain-containing protein. Gene Ontology annotation, biological process: rRNA processing. Gene Ontology annotation, cellular component: nucleolus; small-subunit processome. NCBI's taxonomy places the organism in Eukaryota, Fungi, Basidiomycota, Exobasidiomycetes, Georgefischeriales, Tilletiariaceae. The transcript has 3 exons. The record is from RefSeq and is a predicted model, not a curated record. Bases 141 to 1265 code for a protein of 374 amino acids.
ACCUCGCUCGUUUGCAGCGACCUUCAACUCCCGCCAUCCUUGCUAAUUAGACGAGCAACCCACGGCAGUGAGCUCGUUUCUUUGCACGGGCAAUCGACGAAAAAAAAGACCAUUCUUCAUCCUUGCACAAGCUAGGAAAGAUGGCGCUGCGCAAUGCGGUCCACCGCCGCAACCACAAGGAGCGAUCCCAGCUUGCCUCUCGCAAGCAUCUCGGCCUCCUCGAGAAGCACAAAGAUUAUGUCCAGCGUGCAGCAGACCAUCACUCAAAGCGUGAGAGGAUCAAGCGGCUGAGAGAAAAAGCGGGGAUGAGGAACAAAGAUGAAUUUUACUUUGGCAUGGUGAACUCAAGGACACAGAAAGGAGUGCACAUCGCCUCUCGACCCUCAUCCGUCGCGCUGUCGACGCCGCUCGUCCAGCUGCUGAAAACGCAAGACGCCUCACUGAUCCGCCAUCAACUGCGACAAGAGCAAAAGCGUCUCGAGAAGCUCAUCGCUCGUGUCGCACCUGCUGUGCCCGGCAUGCGCCUCGCAUGGCUCGAGGUGCCGAUCAAGAAAGACUACAAGGAAAGGAAUAGGAAAGAGGUGCUGCAGGAUGCUGGGCUGCUUGUCAAGGAGCAGGUCAAGGGAAAGGGGAAAGGCAAGGCAAAGGCGGCGGAGCACGCUUUUGAUGAAGAAGAAGAGCGUGAUGGCGGCCAAAAGGUCGUGGGUCUGGCAGGGAAAAAGACCAUCUGGUGUGACAGCACUGAUGAACUCCGAAACUAUGCGAGCAUCGGCUUCGCAUCUUCCUCGCACCACACUGGGCCAGAGGUAACAGAUGCAAGACCCGGCAGCGAUGGACACAACGCGGCCGAUUGGGACGACAUGUCCGACCUAGAUGCAUCUGCUCUCGAUGAUGACGAUGAUGAUGCAUCUAGCAGCCAUCACAGCAACUCUAGCGGGGCAGGACAAGACGAAAAGUAUCUCUCGCAUCUCCUGCUCCUCCUCUCUGCGCGACAAGAGCGACAAGAGGCCUUAUCAGAAGCGGCGUCAAAAUUGGCGCUAGUGCGCAACCUGAUGUCCUCGCGUGGCAACUCGGCCCGAAAUGUGACGGACAAGAACACUGCGAAGAAGGCACAGAUGGUUGACCUCGUCGCCAAUGGCAAAAUGACAAGCAACGGGCUUGCUUUACCCGGAAACGAAGACGAAGACGACGCAGUGGAUACAGAGGGGGGCAAGGGCAAAUCCAAACUCAAAGUAUUCAAAUGGAGCAGAGAACGCAAGCGUUGAGCCUAAGCUGGUAUCGAGUUGAAUAUAAAGCACGAGUGUGAUGAAAUGCACAUAUGCACAAUUGUUUAGUUGGCGAAGAUUGUAUACCUG